Elgaria multicarinata webbii is the source of this 2853-nucleotide messenger RNA. RefSeq names its product RNA polymerase III subunit D (gene POLR3D). NCBI's taxonomy places the organism in Eukaryota, Metazoa, Chordata, Lepidosauria, Squamata, Anguidae. Gene Ontology annotation, molecular function: DNA binding. Bases 172 to 1374 code for a protein of 400 amino acids. Gene Ontology annotation, biological process: tRNA transcription by RNA polymerase III. The record is from RefSeq and is a predicted model, not a curated record. Gene Ontology annotation, cellular component: RNA polymerase III complex. The transcript is spliced from 10 exons.
CCUCGUGUGCGCAUGCGUGUUAAGAGUACCUGAACUCGCUGUCGCUCUGAGGAGGACCGGCUGGAGCGUGGCCUCGUCGUGUCGGAGACCGGGAGUUUCGAUUGGAGGGCUGAGGCUGAUAGAGAAUGAAUUGCUUAAACCCUUAUAUAUUCAUGACGAAGAUAACUCAAGAUGUCAGAAGGGACUUCAAGCAAUGAUCCUGGAAAUGCUUCUGGCAUCCGGCCUACGCUUACUAAUGCGAGAGGGCUGCUAGGGAGGAGAACCACUGCCCCAAUUACCCCAGGCCGCUUGCCUUCCAUCCGCUCUCGAGACCUGACCCUUGGUGGAGUAAAAAAGAAAACAUUUGCCCCUAACAUAAUUAGCAGGAAAAUCAAAGAAGAGCCAAAAGAGGAUGUUUCCAUCAAGAAAGAGAAAAAGGAGCGUGAUCGGGACCGGCAGAGAGAUGGCCAUGGGCGAGGCAGAGGGAGGCCAGAAGUCAUCCAGUCUCACUCCAUCUUUGAGCAAGGCCCAGCAGAAAUGAUGAAGAAGAAAGGCACCUGGGAUAAGACUGUCGAUGUAUCUGACUUUGGUCCAUCCCACAUCAUCAACAUAAAGAAAGAGAAAAGAGAGACAGAUGAGGAGACGAAGCAGAUCCUGCGCAUGCUAGAGAAGGAUGAUUUCCUUGAUGACCCUGGCUUAAAAAAUGACAUACGGAACAAACCAGUUCAGCUGCCUCUGGCCCAUUCAGGCUGGCUUUUCAAGGAGGAAGGUGAUGAUCAAGAGGAUGCCAAGCCUUUGACCUCCAGCCCUACGGAGGAGGAGGAGGAGAUGGAAGUAGAUGUAUCUUCAGUGAAAGUGAAAGAGGAGCCGCACGAUGAAGAAGAGCCCCCGGUGGCCCUCAGACCAACUCCUGCAAAGGCACCUCCUCCCUUCCCUCAGGAUGUGUCGGUGGCAGAGCUGCUGCAAAGAUUAAACCUCUGCAAGGAAGAUGAGUUGCUCUUUCUGCAGCUGCCAGAUACGCUGCCGGGCCAGCCACCCACCCAGGACACGAAGCCCAUCAAAACAGAGGUGCAGAAUGAGGAUGGGCAGAUGAUGGUAAUAAAGCAAGAGAAGAACCAGGAAGCCAAGGGAGCAGAGAACACCUGCACCCUGGGGGACCUGUCUGAAGGGCAAGUGGGGAAGUUGCUGAUCCGCAAAUCAGGGAAGGUGCAACUAGUUCUGGGCAGAGUGACUCUUGAUGUGACCACAGGGACUCCCUGCUCCUUCCUUCAGGAACUUGUGUCGGUGGGCAUCGGAGACAAUAGGAGUGGCGAGAUGAUCGUCCUGGGACAUGUGAAGCACAAGCUAGUCUGUGCUCCAGAUUUUGAAUCCCUGCUGGAACAGAAGCAUCGAUAACGAGAGAGUGGGGGGGGGACUGUGCCGGGUUCACUGGAACUUCCUGGAGGUUCGUUAUAAACAACAGUGACUUGGGCUGUCCAGAAGUGUCUAUAUCUUAAGCUGAUGAGCACCGAGGUGUCCCUAAGAAGACUCUCCUAGGAAGAUCAGCUACACUGCAGUGGAGUUGAACGGUGUAACGUCUUGCUGUGUUAGGGCCUCUCAUGGGGUAUGUUCUAAUAGCAGCAGAAACCAAGGGGAGGGGGGGCACAUCUUUCCUCAUGGGUCUAAUUUAGAAGCAGCUCUCUUUGCAGAGGAGAAGGCUUAUACUUGAACAUUUGCACUGGCUCUAGUGAAUUAACUCAGUGCAGUACCCACCCGGCACGGGGAAGAGUGUUGACCGGUGUGGGAUUUGGAGCAGAGGUUGGGUGUGCCGAUGAACACGGAUGAUGCCCCCAUUCCAAAUCUCUGUAGGAGAUCUUAAGAUGAAGUCUUUACAGCCACAUGCUGGUAAUAGGAGCAGAGAGACAUGAAAUGGGGGUAGCCGGAUGUGUUCCCAGGCACCAGAAACCCCUCAAGGCUCUGGGGUCACUCUGUUGCACCUCCCACACCAAGAGGCCUGAUGCCAACUCCAUCAGGGAUUUUGUGAAAUUGUUCCUAUAAUUUCCACUUAUCUUUAAACAGCUACUGUGUGUUUUAAAGAAAAACCAGUGCUUGUUUUUUGUCAUGCCUGUAAUGCCCAGUUAAUGUGUGCCAAAAGCAAUGUCAGGCUUCCUUGGAUACACUAUAAAAUGAUGUGCAGGGAGGGGAAAGAGGAACGUUGCCCCUUCCCCCCCCCUCUUGCUUUUGUUCCCAUCUGCCUUACAUUGCCCAGCACCGCACUGCCUGCAGUCCUCGAUGCAGGGUUCACGCAGUGGUGAGCAUGGGGGUAAAGAUGCCAGCAGCGGACUAGGCUUACUUUCCCCUGUAUCUGCUCUGUUUUGUUCAUCAGCGUAUAAAACCGAUUGCAGCUAUUACAGUCUUGGAUUUGGGAAUGAGGACAGCACAGAAGAUUGUGCCAAAAUAAAAUAAAUAUAUCAAUACUAUUUGUGGGUGGGUGGGGGAGUUUGUCUUUUAACAGAUUUUGGCUUAGAGCUGCCUCCUAGCCCACUUUUUGUCUGCAGGCACAGUGACAAGAAAGUUGUGAUUUGUUUGCUUUUUGUAAUGCCUGGGAAAAGCGGGAGAAUGAGCCUUUAGGGAUUUCUCCAGAACAGCCAUUGUAACCUAUAGUAUUCUGCUAAGUUUUGUUUAUCCAGAAUGCUUGGCAAAUUAUAGGAGCCUGAUAAAACAGCUGUCUGCCGUGCUCUGCAUUAGUACUACUAAAACCUGCUCAAGCACUCCUCUUCAGCAGGAACGGUCUUGGAUUUGAUCAAUGUCAAGCAAAACUUGGGGUUGCUGCAAUUUAGUGGCAGAGUUGUUGGACUCCUGAGUAGAUAAAUAAAUAAAAAUGGAAUGAAGUGA